Molecule: messenger RNA, 1764 nt
Organism: Aspergillus caelatus
Lineage: Eukaryota; Fungi; Ascomycota; Eurotiomycetes; Eurotiales; Aspergillaceae
Product: GNAT family N-acetyltransferase
Exons: 1
Coding region: 634-1173 (179 amino acids)
Molecular function (GO): acyltransferase activity, transferring groups other than amino-acyl groups
Source: RefSeq, a predicted model, not a curated record
AUAGAGUAAUCAAGUCACAGAGAGGAACGAUCACUGUGUGCACUUUGCGGUCUCACGAUGAUUGCAUAAGCGAAAGGGGGAUUCUAGUAAUAAUGUCGCAAGCGCCUGCGAUCAAGAAGUCAUCAGCAGAUCCUUUAAUGAGAAAUGUUUAACAAAGAAAUAUGAUAAGGACAGGUCGAAGAAGUUGGGGCGAGAGACCGAACGCCCGAGAUAAAGCGAUGUCGCGUGAGCUUGCUCCUGGCCUGACAGCCUGAGGCUGGCUGCCUAUCAAAAUACCCAGCGUGCCCAAAAACACAUUAAGAAAUGCCAACCUAUAAUUUUUCCCACUUCAACAUCAGCGAUGUACUGGCAAUCAUGCCUCGUCCGCGGAUAACCGCAAGAGCUUGGAUGUGUGGAUUCAUUGAGUCAUAACACAGUCCGAUACCGGAAAACUGGGUUGAGGUACUCCGUAUAACUAUCGAGGAUGAUACAUGUCACAAAAUUGUGAGAUCUACAACCAGGAAGUUGGGGCCCCUGAGAUGAAGAAUAUCGGCUACCCAUUCCACCAGUGACGAUACGGCACUUCUUGGAGUCCAAAUUAACACCCGCGAUUGGCCGGCGUUCCGAGAUCUCAAUUCAGAAUAUCAAACUGCAAUGGCAAGCAACAAUCCACCAUUUCGCAUUAUCCCGGCGCAUAGCGCAAAACAUAUAGAAGCAGCCAAAGCACUUUUUAUGUCGUACGCCGAAUGGCUAGGCCUCGACCUUACCUUCCAAGGAUUCGCCUCCGAGCUGCAGUCCCUCCCUGGUCAAUAUGCGGCACCCCAUGGCGAAUUAUUACUAGCCUAUAGUACCGAAGAGGGGAUUCCUAUCGGAUGCGUCGCUGUCCGGCCUCUCAAGCAGAUGUCGGGCGAAAAUCAAGGAGACGUUCAAAGCCAUAGAGGAUACUGUGAGAUGAAGAGACUGUAUGUCUCUCCCGAAGCACAGGGAACGGGACUGGGGAAAGCCUUGGUGAAUUCUAUCAUUGAGAGGGCGAAGGAUCUCGGAUAUAAGGAGAUGAGGCUCGACACCCUUCCCUCGAUGAUGAGCGCCAUAAAGUUGUAUAAGAGGGUGGGAUUUUUGGAAAUAGCUCCUUAUUAUGAGACUCCCUUGGAGGGGACGCUCUUUCUCGGUUUGGAUCUUACGCAGAAAACAUAGACAGGAACUAGAACAUCAGUCUCAAAUGCUUGCCUAGAGAUUAUUAAGACCCGUAGAUGCGCUCAGACACUAACUAAAGACUAUGAAUUAGCAAUACUUCCAAGUCGUACUCAAAUUAGGGAUCUAAGAAUUUCUCAUCUUAAAUGUCGUCCCUUGGAAAGAGUACAUAAUGUAUCACACAACUAGUUGUAUUGACGAAAUUUUGAGCCAACACAGACAAUAUACAGAGCAGUCAUGCCUUCAGACUCAGACCGUUGAGCUUUAACUUUUGAGAAUAGGAGCAUUCAUUGUACGUAGACUCCUGCAGAAUACCAAAUAGUUGUUAUCAUAGUAUCUUCGUAUGUAUACAAGAACAGCGUAGUGACUGUCGAUUCGAGCUUCAAGCAGACAAUCAGCAUGGUCAUAGUCAAUCUUUCUUUGAUCAAGUACAUCGUGAGUGCGAGACUUCGUACAAUCGUAGAGCUAUAUAGCUAUUCGAUUGACGGCGUUAACGAGCAUCAAGAUAUAGAAGUCAGUAUUCGUGACUAAUAUGUAGGUCAAAUGUAAGCAAUCGAGUUGACUUGUACUUGGUGUAGAGACUAUUAAGGGCGC